CUCCGUCACAGAUUAGGUGUCGGACGGGCCUUUUUACAAACAACACCCCGACAAAUUUCCGACCAACUCCGCGAUCCCUGGCAACUCCACCCUCACUUCGUUGUCCUCUCCUCUUCCACCCGAUGACGCCGACCGCUCGCCGACGGAGCCGGCCGCGUUCCGACGGCGCCGGCCGCCUUCGCUCCACCCCCUCCCAACCAAGCUGGGGUCUUUUCUUCUACCACGCCGCGCUGCUGCAUCCUCUCCCUCGCGUGCGUCCUCGCCGCCUCUCCAUGUUCCUCUGGCCCGUCGUCCUCUUCAUCCACAACUUGAAGGUGCGAUUUUUUGCCUCCGGCGGCCGGAUUUGCAGCGGCGCUGCUCGAUCUAAUGUUGAGGUGCGGCUGCUGCGACGGGGCGCGGCUGCUACGACGGGGGCGUCUGAUGGCGAUGGGGGCGUCUGAUGGCGACGGUGCGGCUGCUGGCGGCGGGGAGCCCUCCCAGGCGCUGCUCUCCAGCGACCAGUUCGACUUCGAGGUGUACGCCGGGCAGUACUCGGGCCGCACGCGCGUGGCGCGGCUCCUCUUCAUCGCGGGCAAGUGCGAGUCGGAGCAGAUGAGGCUGGAUGCGCUCCGCCUGGCCUACGAAGGGUCCCUGAAGGGCGAGGACACGGCCCUCCACCGCGACGGAGUACCAAUGUCGGCUGGACAUAACCUGGAAGCUAUCACAUCUGAUGUCGUCUGUUUCUACAAGCGGACCUAACUAGCCAGCAGAGCAAGUGUAGUUGAUUAGAAAUGCAUUCUCCUUCAGGGGCUAUUCAGCCCUGAUUGUUCAUUGCCUGGAAGGGCUGCAAUCCUACAGAGCUGAUUUCAGGAAGCUGGGUGACAGCAUUAUCACAAGGAGAGCUGCUUUCUCUCUCGCAAUUUCAGGUGGAGUUUGCAGCAUUACCACUUUCAGAAAAUGGUGUGCAUUUUUGCUGACAAAGUUAUUACAGUAUCUCCGGAUCUACUAGGAUGAAACUCCAAGUUGAGCUCCAACAACUUCAGGAUUAUGCCAAGAAUGGGGUACCUGCACGAGAAGGUGCUGGUCUUCCACAUCCACGACCGCAAGAUCGCCCGCCUUCACUCCACCAG
Molecule: messenger RNA, 1109 nt
Organism: Lolium perenne
Lineage: Eukaryota; Viridiplantae; Streptophyta; Magnoliopsida; Poales; Poaceae
Source: RefSeq, a predicted model, not a curated record